Messenger RNA from Symbiodinium sp. CCMP2456, 459 nucleotides. Lineage: Eukaryota; Dinophyceae; Suessiales; Symbiodiniaceae. The record is from the annotation of a GenBank genome assembly.
AUGGCCACUUUGCCAGCUCCCCCUUCAGUGGGUGCAGCGGCUGCCAUUAGCUUGUUGGGGGGCAACCCGGGCACGUUUGCAGCUACAGCGCCAGCUGUGCCCGUCACUCCAGCGCCGCCACCAACACGUGAUGACGAUGUGCUUGGGGCUGUGAUGGCCAAAGCCGGCGCGCCGAGCGCACCGCCAUUGCCGCCAACUGCGCCGCCAAGCAUUUCUGCCGACGUGGCAAACACACAUGCAAAGACGGCAGACGGCCAUCUUGUCCGCAUCGAGCAAAGCAGAAACGAUGCCAGUGUGCUUGAGGGUUUCUUGCGCAAGGCAGGAUUUGCUUCUCAGGGUUUUACCUUUGCAGCUUUCUGCCUUGGCCAGCAUGCUCCCGACAGCGCGGUCGAAGGCGAAAGGCGCAAGCGUCGACCUGAGAAGUGCAGCACCUGCCAUGAGCCGUGCCGUGCCGUGUGA